AUGUCGGUCCUACCCGCUGAGGUCCAUACAGCCCUGGCGACGCUGUUGAAGGGCCUCCAGUCCGCGGACAAUGUCGAGCGCAGCGCCGCAGAGACCUCGUUGAACGAGGAAUGGUUCCAGGCGCGUCCGGAGGUGCUCUUGAUGGGCCUCACAGAGCAGAUGCAGCUUGCACAGGAUAGAUCUGUCAGUGAUAUUGCACCCAGCUCAAAGCAUAGGAAAGACCCCUCUUCGGGCGCCACGCGCGAGAUGUUCCUGACCCUGCAACAAGCCGAGCGCGAGGCCAUCCGUGCUAAAUUGCUGCAGUGUCUAGCCACCGAGAACGAGGCCCAGGUUAGGAGCAAGAUUGGUGACGCUGUGGCCGAGCUUGCGCGGCAACACACCGACGAAGGCGUUCCAUGGCCGGACCUGUUAGGCGCCCUCUUCAGCGCCAGCCAGUCUAACGAUGCAGGUCAGCGUGAAACAGCUUUCAGAAUAUUCUCCACUACCCCAGGUAUAAUAGAGAAGCAGCACGAGGAUGUUGUCAUUUCAGCAUUCAAAGGCGGAUUUGUGGACAGCGAUACUACGGUACGGAUUGCAGCCGUCGAAGCAUUCGCAUCCUUCUUCCGAUCUAUCACCAAGAAAGCCCAACCCAAGUACUACCAACUUAUACCUGACAUACUGAACAUUCUGCCCCCUAUCAAGGAGUCGGGCGACGGAGAUACGCUUACCAAAGCCCUAAUUUCGCUCAUUGAUCUGGCAGAAGUUGCACCGAAGAUGUUCAAGCCGCUCUUCAACAGCCUCGUACAGUUUAGUAUAUCCGUCAUCCAGGACAAGGAACUCGAUGAUACUCCUCGCCAGAAUGCGCUUGAGCUCAUGGCAACCUUCGCCGACGUGGCUCCGCAGAUGUGCAAAAAGGAUCCGAGUUAUACAAACGAAAUGGUCACGCAAUGCCUGUCUUUGAUGACCGACGUAGGUGUUGAUGACGAGGAUGCGGAGGAAUGGAAUCAGUCCGAGGAUCUUGAUGUCGAUGAGAGCGACUCGAACCAUGUGGCGGGCGAGCAGUGCAUGGACCGUCUAGCUAACAAGUUGGGAGGUCAGGCGAUUCUUCCACCCACCUUCAAUUGGGUUCCCCGGAUGAUGACAUCGUCAGCAUGGAGAGACAGACACGCUGCUCUUAUGGCUAUCUCCGCUAUCUCUGAGGGCUGCCGGGAAGCCAUGGUCGGCGAGCUCGAUAAGGUUCUCGAUCUCGUCCUGCCGGCUCUUCGCGAUGCCCAUCCCCGCGUCCGCUGGGCUGGCUGUAAUGCCGUUGGACAGAUGAGCACCGAUUUCGCUGGAACAAUGCAAGAGAAAUACCACCAGGUCGUCCUGCCAAACAUUAUCCCGGUGUUAGUCUCUACCGAACCCCGGGUCCAGGCGCAUGCCGCGGCUGCACUUGUCAACUUCUGCGAGGAGGCAGAGAAGGCCGUCCUCGAGCCAUAUCUUGACCAGCUCCUGACGCACCUGCUCUUGUUGCUUCGAAGCACUAAGCGUUUCGUCCAAGAGCAGGCCUUGUCCACUAUUGCGACCGUUGCCGAUUCCGCAGAGGCUGCUUUCUCGAAAUACUAUGAUACCCUCAUGCCACUCUUGUUCAACGUUCUCCGAGAGGAGCAGUCGAAGGAAUACCGUCUUCUCCGUGCUAAGGCCAUGGAAUGUGCUACUCUGAUUGCUCUGGCGGUAGGCAAGGAGCGCAUGGGACAAGAUGCCUUGGCAUUGGUUCAGCUUCUGGGACAUAUUCAGAACAGCGCAACGGAUCCCGAUGACCCCCAGACUUCGUACUUGCUUCAUUGCUGGGGCCGCAUGUGCCGCGUCAUGGGCCAGGAAUUUGUGCCCUAUCUUGCAGGCGUUAUACCACCCUUGACGGAACUCGCGAGUGCAAAGGCUGAUAUUCAGCUGCUUGAUGAUGAGGACCAGGUUGCUCAAAUGCAAGACGAGGAAGGCUGGGAACUGGUGCCUCUAAAGGGCAAGGUCAUUGGCAUCAAGACAAGCACUCUGGAUGACAAGCACUCUGCCAUUGAACUGAUUGUCAUCUACGCACAGGUGCUGGAGGGCGCCUUCGAGCCCUAUGUCAACGACAUCAUGGACAAGAUUGCACUUCCUGGACUGGCCUUCUUCUUCCACGACCCUGUACGCGUUGCUUCUGCGAAGUGCGUACCUGCACUCCUGAACUCGUACAAGAAGGCCCAUGGACCGGAAUCCACACAGCUGGGCCAGCUGUGGGAGCGCACAGUGGAGCGCGUUUUGGAAGUCUUGAGCACGGAACCCGCCAUUGACACCCUAGCAGAGAUGUACCAAUGCUUCUACGAAUGCGUCGAAGUCAUCGGAAAGAACUGCCUCACGAGCACGCACAUGGCCACCUUCAUCACAGCGGCCGAAUCCGUCCUCAAGGACUACCAGGAACGCGUCAAAGAGCGCCUGGAAGAACAAGCCGAAACCGAAGAUGGCGAGGAGCUUUCCGAAGAAGCCCUCUUCGCCAUCGAGGAUGACCAAAACCUGCUCUCGGACAUGAACAAGGCCUUCCACACCAUCUUCAAAAACAUGGGUCCCGCAUUCCUCCCUCACUGGGAGAAACUCAUGAACUAUUACCAAAUGGCGGCGGUGAAUCGCGACGCGACGCAACGCCAGUGGGCGAUAUGCAUCUACGACGACGUGCUCGAGUUCUGUGGCUCCCAGAGCUGGGCAUAUAACCAACAAAUCAUGCCACCUCUCGUGGACGGCAUGCGCGACGACGUGCCCGCGAACCGGCAAGCAGCCGUCUACGGUGUCGGAGUCGCCGCUCACAAGGGGGGAGAGCCAUGGUCGGAGUUCGCAGCGGCGUCCUUGCCCAUGCUCUUCGAGGUAACGCAGCGGCCGAAUGCGCGGGAAGACGACGACGCGUUUGCGACGGAGAAUGCUCCUGGAAAGGUGCAGAAUUGGCAGGAUGUGGCGAGCGCGUGGUUGGACACGUUGCCCGUGACGAACGACGAGGAGGCCGCGCCGUUUGCGUAUGCAUUUCUAGCGCAGUUGAUUGAACAGAAUAACCCCGCCGUGCACUCCAACCCCGUAAAAGCGUUCCAUUACGUCGUCCAGGCGCUCGAGGCCGAGACUCUGCAGGGCCAGACGGCUACGCGCGUCGUUGCAUCUGUGAAGAAUCUGAUUCAGGCCACGGGUGUGAAUGUGCAGCAGGCGGUUGCUGGGUUGACGCCCGAGCAGCAGGGGAUUGUGCAGGCUUAUUUUAGUUAG
Molecule: messenger RNA, 3237 nt
Organism: Westerdykella ornata
Lineage: Eukaryota; Fungi; Ascomycota; Dothideomycetes; Pleosporales; Sporormiaceae
Product: ARM repeat-containing protein
Exons: 7
Coding region: 1-3237 (1078 amino acids)
Biological process (GO): protein import into nucleus
Cellular component (GO): nucleus; cytoplasm
Molecular function (GO): nuclear import signal receptor activity
Source: RefSeq, a predicted model, not a curated record